Molecule: messenger RNA, 1718 nt
Organism: Stylophora pistillata
Lineage: Eukaryota; Metazoa; Cnidaria; Anthozoa; Scleractinia; Pocilloporidae
Product: protein DBF4 homolog B
Biological process (GO): regulation of cell cycle phase transition; positive regulation of nuclear cell cycle DNA replication
Cellular component (GO): Dbf4-dependent protein kinase complex
Molecular function (GO): zinc ion binding; nucleic acid binding; protein serine/threonine kinase activator activity
Source: RefSeq, a predicted model, not a curated record
UAAACAGAUCAGUAUUAGAGGGCAGACAGAGGGUGAUAGCAGUCGAAAGUUCAAGAAGGAAGUAACUGUUACAUGAGUUCGAGAUCAAAAGGAACGAGAGGAAGAAGAACCAGAGUUAAAACACCUGAGUUGCGAAGUCGCCGUCGCUUGCGAUACCCUGCCGCCUCCCUUGAAGGCAAGGCUUUCUUCCUCCACAUACAGUCAGCUAGCAAGGCGCGAGACCUGGAAAAGAAAAUUAAGGAGCUGGGAGGGGUUGUCGAGAAUUUCCUGAGUAAGGAUAUAUCCUUUGUUGUAACCGACCAGGCGACUACCUCGCUGCGCCAAACAUCUCAAAAGAAAGAAACCACCGACUUUGCCCAAUCGAGACUUCUGGGGCAAACUCGUGCCCAAGCCAUGCUCCAAAAGUCUGUCGAGCAACAGAAGCAAGCAGUCAAGAGUACUGAUGUCCUAACCAAUGCACAGAAGUGGGGAGUCCAAGUCAAACCAGUUGAGCUUGUUUUAAAAUGGACUAAUGAGCAGAAGAAAAGACAAGCAACAGCUGAGUCAACUGGUCGCGUGUGCAGCCUGAGAGGAGCUUUCCUGAAAGUGGAAGACCACAGUCGAAAAUACAAGCCACUUGUCAAAGAAUUGCAGUUCUGGCCGCGGCUCAACUUGGAAGCCCCACCCAACUUCUCGCCAUUUGAUGAGCCUGUGAGCAUGCGCACGAGAUCAAGAAGCUCUUCCAAGAGUCCACGGAGAGCUGCCAGGCGAAAGAUCAUCCGGGAACCAACGGCAAGUGAAGACAAGAAGGGGUACUGUGAACUGUGUGAUGUACAUUACGAGGGAAUCCAGAAGCAUGUCGCUAGUAAACAGCACAAUGUGACCGCCUCACAGAGAAACACUUACGCAGAACUGGACAGACUUAUCGGAAGAGGGAAGAGUUUAAAACAAUUUGAAGAUGAAUUGAGGAGAAGAAGGGCCAGAGACGCAUCAGAGACAACGCGUGUAACAAGAUUAAGAACAAGGAGUAGAUCUCCUGUCGCAGUGAAAAGCACCCCUAACAGAAGCAAGGAGACAAAGUCGUCAUCGUCGUCACCAUCACGAAGAUCCCCGAAAAGAAAGUUGCGGACCCGAUUUCCAUCCCGAGCAACGCCCAGUCCUCCUCAGCCAGCGCAGAUGGUGACACCACUCAAAGUUGUCCGAUUUCAAGGUAAUCAAUACUCUGUCGUGAAAUCGACUACAAAGAAACGACGCCGUAAGGACAGUAACAGCGACUCCAGCCAUAUCAGCAAAUCAAAACGCAAGAAGACCGAUCGAUACACGAUCGUCGAGGCCACUCCGAUGAAGAUCAGACUUCGUCGAAGCAAACGGAAGCGCAGUUCGACAGCAAGAGGAUCGUUGCUCGUCAGUCGGUCGCCAUAGAUAUUCAUCAAGAAAGGCAUACGGAAUCGCAUGUGAUGCGCUAUUUGAAUGUGAGAUGUAUAAUGUAUGUGCCAUAACUUAGAGUAUCUAUGGAGUAUAGGCAGUGCUGCAGAUUGUACCUAUGUGAUGAAUGAUGUGUAAAUUCCUAUUAAAAAAUUAAAUCCUAUUAAAUUAAUUCCUAUUAAAUUCCUGUGCACUCUAGAUUUUAAAGCUAUUGUUUAUUGAUACAAGGUAAGGAACUCUCUUCGCCGGACAGAAUGGUGAUCUAACCGCAUGGUACCACACUAGAAAAUGCUAUACUUUCUUCCCUAGAGAAA